AUGGACCUUAUAUUAGACGCUUUAGUUGGGCAAAAAGUUAAGCACGUGAAGCAAUUAAUGAAAACAUAUAUCUGCUAUCAAAAUGACUAUACUAAAAAAUUUAAAGAGGCCAGCAAUAGGAAAACUGAGGAAUUUGCGAAGGCGUAUAAUUUAUUAGUAUCCUGGAAUUAUAAUACGAAAGGAUCGAAAUGCCCAUUUGCAUUACCAAAAUUCACAACGCCAUUGUACCACAAUUACGAAGAUAAUAAUCCUAAUUCGAGAAUUAAAUUAAAGGAAAAUCUUAAAAAAAACGUAAACAAUGAUGCAGCGGAUUUUCUAAAAUCUCAGCCUAUUCCACAGAAUAAUGAUGGUCCUGUAAAAGUGGCCGUCGCAAACAAUUUUGAAGAAAUUGUAUACAAAAAUGGAAGAGAUACUUUAUUACAAUUUUAUGCACCUUGGUGCAUGCAUUGUAAAUCAUUGGCUCCGGUCUAUGAAGAAUUAGCAAUAAAGAUGAAGGAUGAAGACGUAGAAAUAGUAAAAAUUGAUGCGACUAAUAAUGAUAUUCCUAAAACUUACGAAGUGCAUUUUUAUCCCUCUUUAUAUUGGUUACCUAAAAAUAUGAAACAUGAACCAAUCAAAUAUAAGGGAGGACGAAAAUUGGAAGAUUUCAUCACCUAUAUAGCCAAAAAUUCUACAAAUGAACUGAAUGGAUACGAUCGCUCAGGACAACCAAAAAAUAAAAAGACAUAA
Ctenocephalides felis (cat flea) is the source of this 729-nucleotide messenger RNA. RefSeq names its product protein disulfide-isomerase A3-like. The transcript has 5 exons. The record is from RefSeq and is a predicted model, not a curated record. Gene Ontology annotation, molecular function: protein disulfide isomerase activity. Gene Ontology annotation, cellular component: endoplasmic reticulum. Gene Ontology annotation, biological process: response to endoplasmic reticulum stress; protein folding. The coding region runs from base 1 to 729 and encodes 242 amino acids. Lineage: Eukaryota; Metazoa; Arthropoda; Insecta; Siphonaptera; Pulicidae.